CACUGUAACUUAAUUCUUUGGAAAUCAAUCACAUCGUCUGUGCCUUGGACUGAUGUGCGCUUCUCUCAAACCCCCGAUGGGAGAGGGAGCGUUCCGCGGCUGCUGGUACAAAACUUCACCACAAAGGAACUAAAAAAGGGGGGAAGAUACUCACAGCGGUUUCUUGGCUGUGACAGAUGACACAGUUAGCUCUGGAAAAUACCUCACCAUCUUGAUUUCGUGCACAGAGACCCCCCCCCCCCACAUCCUUCUCUUUGGCUUUGCCGAACAGGCACACCUCAGGGGAUAUUCUCGCAUUUUUACCAUUUUGUAUUUUUGUGUUGAUUGCAGACCUCCGCCAUGGCCGACGCGGAGUGGAUAGCUAGCUUUUCCCUGUGCAUGCUGAUCAUUUUGGUCACGAUCAUUUACAUGAGGAGAAAGAGCCUGGAGAGGCAGGAGGCCGAGGAGCGGGCGCGGAAGGAGAAGCACGACGCCGCCGUGGCCGUGUCCCUGAUGGGUGGCACCGGGGGCAAGUCGCUCACGUUGACCCCCGACCAGAUACAAAGGGAUCUGGACCGGCUGUGUCUGCUCUUCAGCCAGGCCACCGAGCCCCCUCGUAAGGCAGAGCCUCAGAGACCCCCCAGGGCAGCCCCUGCAGAAGCCCCCAAGCCACCCGCGGAAGCUCCGAAGCCGCGCACUCCACCCGCCCCCGUGGACACCCCAGAGCCCAGCCCCGGUGCUCCAGCCCCACCUGCAGAAGCCCCAAAGUCUGCCCCCAGGCGCCUUCCUGGAACUCUGAGAACUGAGCAGAGGGCCAAACCAGAGGGUCCCCGCAAAGGAAGUGAACACAUCCAGUCAGAAAUCGAGCAAGCAGUUAAGGAGACUCAGUAAAGAUCAGGGCAAACCAGUGCUUCUCCCCACUGGCAUAAGAUAAACAGGGAAGACUCGCCUCAUGGAGAAUAACAUGAAUACUCACUCACUGAAAGACCUUCAGUCUAGCUGGUCUGAACAAGAGCCAGAAAAGCAAUACAGAACAAAUUAAGCGAGUGUAACUGAGACACACUGCAAUACACUGUGAAAAUGUCUUCUAUGCAUAAUAUUGCCUUCUUUUAAGAUUCCUACAACUGUAGCAGUACAAUCAGUUUUAAGUAUGGCACAGCAUGUGAAGGUUGAUCACAAAUGUUUGUUCACAUUUUACUGAUUUAAACAAACAUGUUUUACCUUACAGAGCUAGUGCUGUAAUUGUACAAUUUUAGCAAUUUUGUAUGUGCUAUCUGUCAUACCUGUCUCUCAUUGAUCAAAGAAUGAUAAAACAAUGAUGUUUGCAUGAGUUCACUUUACAUAUAGACUGCUUUUCUUUAGCUUUAACCACUUGUAGUAGUCACCAUCUCGCUUGACCCUUGUAUUUCAUGACAUUGAGCGAGACAAGUUAGAUUUGUAUGGCGGUUCAAUUUUCAUGGUUAUCCUAUAAUUAUUGUUUUAGAAAAUAAACAUUGCUCUUCAAUGUU
Messenger RNA from Megalops cyprinoides (Indo-Pacific tarpon), 1487 nucleotides. Its product is annotated as pollen-specific leucine-rich repeat extensin-like protein 1. The transcript has 4 exons. The coding region runs from base 340 to 870 and encodes 176 amino acids. NCBI's taxonomy places the organism in Eukaryota, Metazoa, Chordata, Actinopteri, Elopiformes, Megalopidae. The record is from RefSeq and is a predicted model, not a curated record.